Messenger RNA from Planococcus citri (citrus mealybug), 5929 nucleotides. It is a transcript of the gene CngA, whose product is annotated as Cyclic nucleotide-gated ion channel subunit A. The record is from RefSeq and is a predicted model, not a curated record. Lineage: Eukaryota; Metazoa; Arthropoda; Insecta; Hemiptera; Pseudococcidae. Bases 2549 to 4813 code for a protein of 754 amino acids. Gene Ontology annotation, cellular component: plasma membrane; intracellular cyclic nucleotide activated cation channel complex. Gene Ontology annotation, molecular function: intracellularly cGMP-activated cation channel activity; cGMP binding; intracellularly cAMP-activated cation channel activity. The transcript is spliced from 13 exons. Gene Ontology annotation, biological process: monoatomic cation transmembrane transport.
AGUUUUUAUUAUUUUUAUUCAAAAGGUAUUCGUUGUUGAAUCGACGUAUCAAGCGAGCUGAUUCAUCGCUAAGGAAUAUGGAAAAAAUUAUCUAUUCAAGAAAAUAAGAACGCAUACUCGAUCGAAUUUAUAUUGCUAGUUCAAAUUAACGCGAUAAACCUUAUCGUAUUUAGGUUUCUUUUUCUGAUAACGACGUAUGACGUCAGUCUUUUAAUAAAUUCGGAUUAUAUAACGCCUAUUCAAAUCGAAGCUCGAACUUGGUUUCAGUGUCGCUACUUACUCAUACUCAUUACCUAUUUUUCUUAUUACAAUAUGCAUAAGUAUGUUUCUAUAUUGUUCUGAAUUCGCUCAAUCAUGUAUUCGAUGUGUGUAUUGUCAAAUGUAGGUAUUUAAAUUGUUUUUCUAAAAAAUGAAUCCGAUUAAUAUGGCGAUGUUGAACUGUUGUUUAUGAACAGUGUUACAUCAUCAGACGCGUUUUUAUUCUGCUGCCAUUAAAUUAGAGCUUUAAUAACUUUAUGAUUGAGCAUAAAAAUGGAAAUCAAUUUAUCGGUUUUGGAAAUGUAUUAAUGAAGAUAUUGAAUCAUAAUGCUUUGACAUUUUUGUAGAAUACAGGUGUGUUUGACGACAUUCCUUAUUCGAGAAUUAAUAUUGAAAUGAAGCUUGACUGAUGAUACUUUUAGGCUCAAAAUGUUUUAUCAAAUUGUUAGCUUGACAAGAUUCGAGGAAUGACGUUUUGAAUGUUUCGUCAACCUUCAUAAACUAUAGAUUUCGUUCAAAGUUAAAAUCCAUCUUCUGAAAAAUAUUCACGAUUUUUUUUUUCAAAUUUUCGGUUUCCGAAAAUGAUUAAUUUCUCACUGGUGUUCGUAGGAUUAUUCGAAAACCCUGCCAGUUAACGUUGCAAUUACGUUUCGAAAACCUACUUUUACAUUGUCGAUGCCAGGAAAUGGCCAAACAGCAUUACUAAAAAUAUGCGUGGUCUUAUGUCUUGUAAAUGAAAUGCUAGCGUUUUCCUGUUCGAAAAAGAUUACCAGUGACGGGGGACUGAAAGCGGGACAAAUUUUAUUUUAAACGUCGCUGAAAUUAGGCGAACGAAGGGAGAAAUAGAAAAAUUACUACGCGAGCAUUUUUCUUCGAGUUGUCUGGCAACAUGACUAAACGCUAAAAGUCGACAAAGUGUGGUGUGUUUUUUAGAGGAGAAGCAGCAGAUAAAAAGAAAGAAAAAAAAACGUUCGUUGAAACACCAUCUUCCAUCCAGCUAACGACUUGAAAUUAUUAAAUGAUGGUGGUAACGCGUUGAUAAUUUAUUCAUGAUAUUCAAAGCUUUCAUUAUAAUUUUUGUUUGCGUUUCGAGCUUUUUUUUAUUUUAUUUUCGCGCUUUCAUUUUGGGUUAUAAUUCGCGCCAAGUAUCUAGUGUUUGGUUAUUCCUCGGAGAGCUGUUGAAAUAUUACCUAGCGUUAAAAAACAGACGACGAUUAUUUCGUGGGAUAGAUGAAUUCUUUCGACGAUGCAGGUGUCGGGUGUAAUUAUUCAUCGAUUGAUUUAUCAACAAGAAACUAUGUUUCUUUCCCUACUUUUUUCAAACAUUUUUUUUGGAAGGAUGGGAGGACCACCCGCCCCCCCUCCGUCUCUUGGAUCUUAAAAGUAACGAUAUUUUUGAACUCAGUGUGGUUGAAUGUCUAUGAAAAUGAUCCAAAAGCGGCCAGAAAAGCAAAUUUUGAAAAAUGAAAAGCCGAAACCCCCUUUGAACCCCUCUCUAGUGCCCCUUCUACGAUGUUAGGCGAAUUCUUCUCGUGCUUAAAAACUUCCUUUUGGAGAUUAUGAAAUGUAGCUUAUAGUUGCAUUUUGCGACUGGACUAUUUUAGUGCUAGGUACCUUUGCUAGUCUCUUAGGUGUUGGUUUAGAUACCUGCUUCUAUCGAGUUCGUACUAAUUUUUGAAAAUUCGACUUGAUUAAUUUAAUAUUCGUUUACUCGCUUUUGAUAGCGUAGUUUAUUUAGGGACUAACAAAAUGAGCGCGAUGUUUGCGUAAUUUAAUUAUAAUUGCAAAUACACGUCGCAGUGUUUUUGACAUACAAUAUUAGACGAGUAUGCGAGAUUAUGUGAAAGAUUGUCUUAUGUAAUGCAUUAUUCUUCUGCUAAUAUUGUAUAUGUAGCAGAAGAGCGCGCACGCCAUUAUAAGUGGAACAUCUUCCACGCAUACAUAGACAUAUACUCGUAUACCGAGCUCGUUUCAAAUUAUAUGGUUGGUGCGAAUUUGUAAAUAUUUGUCUUCGUUGAUUAAUGAUGAAACGUAUAAGCCUAUUAUACUUCGAGGUACCAUAAUCGCUGCUUUGGGACCAGCUCCUGCUCACAUUACUUGCCCUCAUUGUCGUUAUGUUGUAGUUACCUCGACCGAAACAGAACCUAAUUGUGCCGCGCAUCUGUGUUGCUUAUUUUUAUUAGUCAUCGGGCCCACCAAAGCAUGCGAUGCGAAGAAAAGCUAAGCGAAGGACGAAACCUAUGUGAAUUUGAAAGUUUGCUCUUCUUGAUCAGCGCGUGAAGGUGGAAUCAUGUCCGGUACCGUCGAGAGGUACAAGAUAUCGUCGCAGUGUUACUCGUCUCCGUCGCACCAGUCUUAUCAUGAAAGCAGCCCCGUUCCGUCGUCGUAUUUUCAAUAUUCCCCUUUUAGGGGUGAUCGAAUACCGUCCGUGUCAGCUCGAUGCGAAUCGCAACAAAACCCAGAGACUGCUCUCGCCAUGGAAUUCUUACGUGAUAGAAACGGAGGAGGAACGCCGGAUACGAAUAGUAAUCAGUUUCAGGUCGAUCCAGGGGGUCCGACUGGAAAUAUUACUCAAGAACGUACACCAUUGACCAGGCGAAUGCAACUGAGCUUUAGACGUGCCACUUCAUCGAUGCGGAAGAGCUGGUCUUCGCGACGGUUCCUGCGAAAACGUGAGUCGGCCGCAGAGAAGGAAGACGAAGAAGCGGUCGGUGAAGAUAAUUCAUUAAAGUCUGCCCAACAUAUUACCGGCAAUUAUUUUAGAUUAUCUGCAUUCGUCGUUGAUCCUUCCACGCCAUUUCAUUACAAAUGGCUAUCGUUAGUAACAGCGGCAAUUUUGUACAAUCUAGUAUUCGUUGUGGGUCGUGCGGUAUUUUGGGAGCUGAGUAACGCUGCUCCGGUAUUCUGGUACACGCUGGAUUACACCGCCGACAGUAUAUAUAUUUUAGAUACCAUUCUACACGCUCACGAAGGUUACCUAGAUCAAGGUCUGAUGGUGAGAGACUCGAAACGACUGCGUAUUAAUUAUUUCAAAUCAGCCAGCUGGAGAACUGACAUAUUAAGCUGCCUACCGACGGAUUUCGUGUACUUCAUUUGGCCUCCGAGAAACUGUGAUGCGGAUAACCUACCGUGCCCCGUGAUCUUUCGCGCGAAUCGUUUAUUUCGCCUACCGCGUAUGCUCGAGUUCUUCGACAGGACCGAAACGAAAACCGGAUAUCCGAACGUGUUUCGUAUUUGCAAAGUCGUAUUCGCCAUUUUAAUACUCAUUCAUUGGAAUUCUUGUUUUUAUUUCGCUAUUAGUUAUAUGAUCGGUUUCGGCACCGACAAUUGGGUCUACAAUUUGACCGGCACGAAAAACUCGACGCUUUCCAGACAGUACAUUUAUUGUUUCUACUGGUCUACUUUGACGUUGACUACCAUCGGAGAAACACCUCAACCAGAAAACGAUCUGGAGUAUCUUUUCGUGGUAGCUGAUUUCCUAGCCGGUGUGCUGAUUUUCGCCACCAUCGUGGGUAACAUCGGCAGCAUGAUCAGUAACAUGAACGUGGCCCGAGUAGAAUUUCAAAAUCGAAUGGACGGUGUCAAGCAAUACAUGGCGUUUCGGCGUGUGUCCAAAGAACUCGAAGCCAGGGUUAUACGGUGGUUUGCCUACACUUGGGCUAACAAACAAGCUUUAGAUGAAGAUCGCGUUUUGGCUGCGUUGCCGGAUAAAUUGAAAGCUGAGAUCGCCAUACACGUGCAUUUAGACACGUUAAAGAAAGUCAGAAUUUUUCAAGACUGCGAACCCGGCCUAUUGGAAGAGUUGGUGCUUAAAUUAAGAUUGCAGGUUUUCAGUCCGGGAGAUUACAUUUGUCGGAAAGGCGACGUCGGCAAAGAGAUGUAUAUCGUUAAACGAGGCCGUUUAAGCGUCGUAGCGGAUGACGAAAAAACGGUGCUGGCUACGUUAAGCGCCGGCAGCGUUUUUGGCGAAGUCAGCGUGCUCGAUAUCGCCGGUAAUAAGACGGGCAAUCGACGCACCGCUAAUGUGCGAAGUUUAGGAUAUUCGGAUUUGUUCUGUCUGGCUAAAAAAGAUUUAUGGGAAACGUUAGCCGAUUAUCCCGAAGCCAGGCAUAGUUUAAUGGAAAGAGGAUGCCAGCUAUUAAGGAAAGAUCAUCUUUUAGACGAAGAAGCCUUUCGAAAUGCCCAAGUUGAAAAAGAGUCUCUGAGAGAUCGCGUAGAAAGAUUAGAUAAAAUGAUCGAAACGUUUCAAAAACAGAUCGAUUUGUUAAUGACUGAUUACUCGAAUCAACACAAUAAAUUACGAAGAAGGUCCACAAAAUCGGAACGUGAAAAACACAAACGCACUAGUUUCGAAAAGCGAGAAGACUCGAUUCGCAACAUCGACAGCAGCAGCUCUGAAACUUGCGUCCAAAUCGAACCGAUACCAGGCCCUUCUUGCGAAGCUGGUCCAUCCAAUGUCAUCUUACGUUGCUCAAAUAUCGGCAGAAGAUCGUUCCAUACUUCUUCGCGUACUGCCUGGGCCAGACGUCGACAUAAACUUCAGAGCAGUAUUUAAACGUGUCGUGUCGUGUCUGUAUUUUAUUUUUCAUUUUGUGGUACCGCGUAUUAUGGAUGUUACCGUGUAUUAAGUUAACCAGAAUACCUACCCUGUAAAGCGUUUCAUAAACAGAGCGGAUAGUUCAACUAAUCACUCACCCGUCUUGUACUUGUUUCGUUUUGUCUUUUUUUUCUUUCUUUUUUUGUUUUUUUUUUUAGUAAGUAAUUUUUAUUUUAUUUCGUUGUUCUAAAUAAGGUCGAUCGGGAUGCUUGCGAACGAAAAAUUUCACUUUUGGCAGUGAUCAAAUGGUUAUAAACGAAGAAUAAUUUAGAUGCAAAAACUGUUUACAAUUAGGUACUCCGAUUGAUCUUAUAAUUAUAUGUAUAUCUACGUGUGUACUGUGUAGGUAAAGUACCAAAAAAUACACGAAUGAAUGUAUAUCGUACAUGCUUAGGUACUGUCUACAGUUUUCACAAGCUUGCACCAAAUAAUUAAUUAUCGGAUAUUCGGCCCAUCCUUAUCUACACUGCCAAUGUCCUGAGAAAGAUGUAUAUAGCACAUUUUUUCGUGUAAAUACUAACGAGAGAAACAAAAACACACUGUGUAUUGAUGUACGAAAUUUCACAUAAUCAUUAUUUGUAUUCUUAAUUUUGUAUUUUUCUCAAUCGAACUGAACGCUGAAAAAUACAAAUCGUGGUAGGCCUACUAACUGUAAUAGACCAAUAUUUUUCGAAUGAAAACGAAUCGCGAGCAAAUUCAAAUUUUUAAAAUGAUCUCUUCGAUACCGAUUUUGUCGCAUACUCGUAAUUUCGUGAUGUCGACAUCAUUGUGUACAACACAUUCCAAAAGCAAAAAUAGCUAUACCAAGGUAUUAUUAUUGAAUUGCUCGAUAUAAACGUAACUUGAAUAAUAGUGUUGUAACGUGCAUCGGUAAUGGAUGAACCAGCAUUAUUUGUAUUUUCGGUUAUUUGCAAGUCUCAACGUACUUAUUCGAUUUUUUUUUUGACCGAUUAUUUCCGCUUCGAAUGAAACAUUUGUUAUUAUUUUCAAUGUUUUACUUGUUACAUUGUUUUGAUGUUUUGUAAAAUUGUAAGUACAUGAAAUUCUGAAAUACAUCGUAGAUUUGUUUGGAAA